CGCCGCCGUAUCUCGUUAUCACUUAACGUGGCGCGACUAGUUUGUUUACAUGAUAACAAAUCGUACACCGCUCGCGUGUGGACGCCGCUUGCCGUUUUGUUACAUUAUUUACAAUAGUGAUAAUUUCGUUUGAAAAAACGCUAUUGGUUUUCUCAUUUGUAUCCUUCUUCCGCACAAAUCAUGACUGGUAAAAGUUAUAUUUUGGAUAACGGAGCUCACACGGCCAAGGUGGGUCACACUGGAGACGACCAGCCAUUGAUUAUACCCAAUUAUAUAAUGAAGGCAAAGAGUGAAAGACGGCGUACGUUUAUCGGAGACCAGCUCAAAGAGUGUAGAGACAAGUCCGGAUUAUAUUAUAUGUUGGGAUAUCAAAAAGGUUAUUUAUUAAACUGGGAUAUACAAAAAACGGUUUGGGAUUAUCUGUUCAGUAAAGAGUGUUGUAAAGCAAAUUUUUCUGAAACACCAUUAAUCGUUACCGAACCAUAUUUUAACUUUUCAUCGAUUCAAGAAGGAAUGACAGAAAUAUUUUUUGAAGAGUAUGAAUUCCAUUCUCUUUUGCGCACUAAUGCUGGAGACCUAUCGUCGUAUCGUUAUCACCAAGAACACCAGUUAGCCAAAUGUUGUUUAGUUGUGGAAACUGGCUACAGUUUUACUCACAUUGUACCAUAUAUAUUGCAAAAAAAAUACAAACCCGGAAUGUUGCGUAUCAACGUGGGAGGUAAAAUCCUCACUAACCACCUGAAAGAGGUUAUAUCUUACCGCCAUUUAGACGUAAUGGAAGAGACAUACGUAAUGAACCAGGUCAAAGAAGACAUGUGCUUUGUGAGCACUGAUUUUAACCAAGACUUGAAAACCGCCAAGGCCAAGUGGCCAAAAAAUACAAUCAUUAGAGAUUAUGUACUGCCAGAUUAUACAACCGUAAAUAGAGGAUUUGUCAGGACAUUGGACGAGACCGGCGGCGCUGUCGAUAAAGACAAUCAAAUUUUGAGAUUGUCCAAUGAACGUUUUACGAUUCCCGAGAUUUUGUUCCAUCCCAGCGAUGUUGGUAUCGAUCAACUAGGCAUACCCGAAGCCAUCAUUUACAGUAUAAGUAAAUGUCCCGAAGAAACUCGUCCUCAUCUUUACAACAAUAUAAUCGUAACCGGGGGAAACGGUUGUUUCUCCGGUUUUAGAGAGCGUCUUUACAAUGACGUCAGAUCCCUUUCGCCCGAUGAAUUUGACGUUUCCAUUACCGUACCCAAAAAUCCCGUUACCUAUGCGUGGGGUGGAGGUGAAAUGUUAAGCAAAGAUCCAGAAUUUAAAUCUCUAAUUGUCACCAAAGAAGAGUAUGAUGAAGACGGUAUAUCGUCGUGCUUGCGAUUUGAUGUUUAAUGUCUUAAUUUUAAAAACAUGUUCCCUCUCAUCAAAGUCAACUGAUAUUAGUUUUUAAUUACUGUAGGACUAAAAUGUACAGUUCGAGUACAUUUUUUUUGUAUUUAUGUAAAACACGAUUGACUUACUAUGUAUCUUCCAUUAAUUAUUUGUAAAUAAUAAUUGUUUUAAGUUAAGUU
Molecule: messenger RNA, 1550 nt
Organism: Adelges cooleyi (spruce gall adelgid)
Lineage: Eukaryota; Metazoa; Arthropoda; Insecta; Hemiptera; Adelgidae
Gene: Arp6
Product: actin-related protein 6
Exons: 6
Coding region: 181-1371 (396 amino acids)
Cellular component (GO): Swr1 complex
Molecular function (GO): nucleosome binding
Source: RefSeq, a predicted model, not a curated record